Molecule: messenger RNA, 393 nt
Organism: Penicillium chermesinum
Lineage: Eukaryota; Fungi; Ascomycota; Eurotiomycetes; Eurotiales; Aspergillaceae
Product: HIT family protein
Exons: 5
Coding region: 1-393 (130 amino acids)
Biological process (GO): nucleotide metabolic process
Molecular function (GO): catalytic activity
Source: RefSeq, a predicted model, not a curated record
AUGUCUUCCGCCGCCUGCAUUUUCUGCAAGAUCAUCAAGGGGGAUAUUCCUUCCUUCAAGCUCUUCGAGAGCGACAAGGUCUUUGCUUUCCUCGAUAUCCAGCCGCUGAGCCGGGGCCAUGCGCUCGUGAUCCCCAAGUUCCACGGCGCUAAGCUGACCGACCUGCCCGACGAAGACCUCCUCGAGAUCUUGCCCGUGGCCAAGAAGAUUGCCAUCGCCAGUGGCGCCUCGGAUUUCAAUAUCCUGCAGAACAAUGGACGCAUUGCCCACCAGGUUGUCGACCAUAUCCCCAAGCCCAACGAGACAGAGGGAUUGGGUAUCGGCUGGCCUGCCCAGGCAACAGACAUGGACAAGCUCAAGGCUCUGCACGAGGAACUCAAGUCUAAGAUUUAG